AUGACGCUUGAAGCAUCACAACGAGUUUGGGUUAUCGAUGAACAUUUGGCCCAGCUAAUUCGGAUAGAAGGUCCUUCAUUACCUCCUGAGAUUGAGAAAGCAAAAAAUAAGAAAGCAAUUGAGCGAUCCCUAAGACCAUUUAUUUCUGGAAAACUCGUAAGAUAUAUAGAUCAAGAUAAGAAAAAAGGUUGUAAAUUUAACUUAUCUGUUGAUUAUAUUCUUGUAUUAAAAGAUUCGCAAAAAAAUAAUUGUGAAUUAUGCCUCAAUGAAAU
Racocetra persica is the source of this 272-nucleotide messenger RNA. The record is from the annotation of a GenBank genome assembly. NCBI's taxonomy places the organism in Eukaryota, Fungi, Glomeromycota, Glomeromycetes, Diversisporales, Gigasporaceae.